Messenger RNA from Emiliania huxleyi CCMP1516, 1007 nucleotides. RefSeq lists its product as hypothetical. The record is from RefSeq and is a predicted model, not a curated record. Bases 27 to 1007 code for a protein of 326 amino acids. NCBI's taxonomy places the organism in Eukaryota, Haptophyta, Isochrysidales, Noelaerhabdaceae. The transcript is spliced from 3 exons.
CUCGUUCAGCCGCGCACGUCGCCGAGAUGGUGGUCUGGACGCUGCUCCCGUGCGACAAGAGCAACCCGCCGCAGCCGCGAGAGGUCGCGAGCCUCGGCGAGGCGCGCGCCGCGGUGGACGAGCACCUCGGCGCGAGCAAGUUUGCCAGCAAGGAGAGGUGCGACCUCGCUGCAGUCGAGGCGCACACCGGCACUUCGUACGCCCAGGCGCUAACCGUCCCGGACGACGUCUACGCCGCGCUCAAGGCGCUCAACGGCGCUGCCGCGCUCGUGCUGCUGCCGCCAAACUCGACCGGCCUUGUUGUCGGGUCUGACUCUGUCGUCCUGAUGUACGACCGGCAUGGCGGCCUCAAGGGCCUGCCUCCCAACGAGCGAGCGUCGCUCCUGACGCAGGCUGCCGGCCAGCCGCGAGCCGUGCGCGGCGACUGCUUCGUGGGCCGCCUCGCCUAUGGGCCCCCCGCAGCCGGCCAGCUACGGCUCGGAGGAGAGGCUGCGCCGCAGCUGCUCACAGAGCGCGGCUGGCUGGAGGCGGCCCAGGCGGCGGCCAAGGCGGCGGCCAAGGCGGCGCCCACGGCGGCGCCCACGGCGGCGGCGGCGGGCGGCUCGAAGCGCGGGUCGAGCUUCGGCGCGGCAGUCGAGGCGUGGCUCGCCGAGGGCAGGCGCGAGAAGGUGGCGGCAGCCGUCUCGGCGGCGGCGCCGCCGCCGCCUCCCUGUGCACAGCGGCUGCUCGACGGCGCCGCGGCGGCGGGCGAAGCGGCGGCGGGUGGGGCGGCGGCGGGUGGGGCGGCGGCGGGCGAAGCGGCGGCGGGCGGGGGUGGGGAGCUGUCCUGGGAAGACGGGGGGGAGGAGGUGACGGUGCGGGUCACGCUGCCGGCAGGCACAAAGUCGAGGGACGCGGCCGACUGCGAGUGGCACAUCGAGGACGGGCCUGGCUCGCUACGCACGCUGACCCUCUCCCUCGAGAAGAAGCGAAAGAUGCGCUGGGUGCUCCUCACUAGAAAUGACUGA